GGUUUCAUGCCCGCUCCAGGGCGGAAAGCUCCGCUCGUAUUCAUGAGGCGUGUCUGCGGCUGGGCUUGAGUGCUUGAUUGGAGUAAUUUCUCCGCGAGGCUUGACUAGAAUCCGUCUGGGCUUCCAUGGUUGGCCUUCGAGCAGGAAGCUCGUCUUCGUGGCUGACGCCGUCUCCUGCCCCCAGUGCGCUCCACUUUAUUCUCAGCGAGAAGUGUGUGCGGCUUCCCUGAGACAGACAGAGCUAUGCGAUGGUAAAAGCCGCAUAUGCGGUAUGCUACACACCUAUCAGGAGGAGGAAAAAAACCCACAACACAUCCCGCUUGUCCUCACACAGCAGCCUUAUCCAGAGCGGAGCCUAAAGUGCCAUCAGUACCAUGUCCCGACCAACAGGGGGCAGUGUCAAUGACAUCGCCCGCUUCCUGUCAUCAGGCGGGGGGCCGGGGUCCCCUACCUCUAGCUCGUCGGUGUUCUCUGCUGCCAGCCAGGCUGACUGGGCUGCCAAGCGGCUGGUGUGGGUGCCCUCGGAGAAGCAUGGCUUUGAGUCGGCCAGCAUUCGAGAAGAGCGCGGAGAUGAGGUGGAUGUGGUGCUCACUGACUGCCAGGUCAAGGUGACCCUUUCCCGGGAGGAGGUGCAGCGGAUGAACCCGCCGCGCUUCAGCAAAGUGGAGGACAUGGCCGACCUCACCUGCCUCAACGAGGCCUCGGUGCUGCACAACCUUAGGGAGCGAUACUACUCCGGCCUCAUCUACACGUAUUCCGGACUCUUCUGCGUGGUGGUGAACCCUUACAAGAACCUGCCGAUCUACACAGAGUCCAUCGUGGAGAUGUACCGUGGCAAGAAACGCCACGAAAUGCCACCGCACAUUUACGCCAUAUCAGAGGCGGCCUAUCGGAGCAUGCUGCAAGACCGAGAAGAUCAGUCCAUCCUCUGCACGGGCGAGUCUGGAGCUGGGAAAACAGAAAACACCAAGAAAGUCAUCCAGUAUUUGGCUCACGUUGCCUCCUCCCAUAAAAGUGGCUCUUUGGGUCGAAAUAAGGAAGCCGUGCAGAUGGACGGCUGUAGGUCCCUCACGAGGUGCAGCACUUUGGUGAACAGGCUGAGCUUCCAAUAUGGCGAGCUGGAGAGACAGCUGCUGCAGGCCAACCCCAUCCUGGAGGCCUUUGGAAACGCAAAGACUGUCAAAAAUGACAACUCCUCUAGAUUUGGUAAAUUUAUCCGCAUUAAUUUCGACGUAGCGGGAUACAUCGUCGGUGCCAACAUUGAGACCUACCUCCUUGAAAAGUCCCGAGCCAUCCGUCAGGCCAAGGACGAGAGAACAUUUCACAUUUUUUAUCAGUUGUUAUGUGGAGCAACAGAAGAAACGAGAGCUGAUUUGCUUCUUGGAAAUGCUGAUCAAUAUCGUUUCCUCACCGGAGGCUCCAUCCCCGUUCCUGGUCAAAGCGAUUCAGAGAACUUUACUCAGACCAUGGACUCCAUGGCUAUCAUGGGCUUCACUGCAGAAGAAUCCUUGUCCAUGCUAAAGGUAAUCUCAGCCGUGCUCCAGUUUGGAAACAUAUCCUUCACUAAAGAGAAGAACCAUGACCAGGCGUCCAUGCCCGAUAACACGGCUGCACAGAAACUGUGCCACCUGCUGGGCAUCAACGUGCUGGAGUUCACCCGUGCCAUUCUAACACCCAGGAUCAAAGUGGGCCGAGAGUAUGUGCAGAAGGCCCAGACCAAAGAACAAGCGGACUUUGCCAUUGAGGCUUUGGCAAAGGCGACGUACGAGCGUCUGUUCAGGUGGCUGGUUCACAGGAUCAACAGAGCUCUGGACCGCAGGCAGAGGCAGGGAGCCUCCUUCAUCGGCAUCCUGGAUAUUGCUGGAUUUGAGAUCUUCCAGUUAAACUCCUUCGAGCAGCUAUGCAUCAACUACACCAACGAGAAGCUGCAGCAGCUCUUCAACCACACCAUGUUCAUUCUGGAGCAGGAGGAGUAUCAGAGGGAAGGCAUCGACUGGAACUUCAUUGACUUUGGCCUGGACCUUCAGCCCUGCAUCGACCUCAUCGAGAGACCCACUCACCCUCCUGGUGUUCUGGCCCUCCUGGACGAAGAGUGCUGGUUCCCUCGGGCCACAGACCGCACAUUUGUGGAGAAGCUGAGUGCGGAGCAGGGCAACCAUCCCAAAUUCUUCAAAUCGAAGCAGCCGCGUGGAGAAGCAGAUUUCUCCAUUAUUCACUACGCUGGAAAGGUGGACUAUAAGGCAAAUGAUUGGCUCGUGAAGAACAUGGAUCCCCUGAACGACAAUGUGGCGUCUCUCCUUCACCAGUCGUCAGAUCAUUUUGUGUCAGAGCUGUGGAAGGAGGAUAUUCAAACUCUUCCUCGUGUGUACUUCUUUGACUCCUAUGCCUCACUGCAGACUAAUGGCUCAGACAUGGACAGGAUUGUGGGUUUGGACCAGGUGUCGUCAGGGGAAAGCAGUGGGCCGGUCGCUUUUGGAGCCGCCGGGUUAAAGACAAAGAAGGGAAUGUUUCGGACUGUCGGUCAACUCUACAAAGAGUCCCUCACCAAACUGAUGGCCACGCUCAGGAACACCAACCCCAACUUCCUGCGCUGCAUUAUUCCCAACCACGAGAAGAGGGCUGGUAAACUGGCGCCCCAUCUGGUUUUGGACCAGCUGAGGUGCAACGGCGUUUUAGAGGGGAUUCGAAUUUGUAGACAAGGUUUCCCCAAUCGCAUCCCCUUCCAGGAGUUCAGACAAAGGUAUGAGAUCUUGACUCCCAACGCCAUUCCUCGCACGUUUAUGGAUGGGAAACAGGCGUCAGAACUCAUGAUCAGCGCUUUGGAGCUGGAUCAUAAUCUGUUCAGGGUGGGUCAGAGCAAAGUCUUCUUCAGAGCUGGAGUCUUGGCUCACCUGGAAGAGGAGAGAGACCUGAAGAUCACAGACACCAUCAUCCGCUUUCAGAGCGCGGCCAGGGGCUUCCUCGCACGCAAAGCUUUCUUUAAGAAGCAGCAGCAGCUGAGCGCUCUGAGAGUGAUGCAGAGGAACUGUCACGCUUACCUCAAGCUCAGAAACUGGCAGUGGUGGCGACUGUUCACUAAGGUGAAGCCUUUACUGCAGGUGACCAGGCAGGAUGAGGAGAUCCAAGUCAGAGAAGCUGAGCUCCAGAAGGCCAAAGACAAGCUCACCAGAGCUGAACAGGACUACACUGAACUGGACAAGAAGCAUGCUCAGCUGUUGGAGGAAAAGGCGGUGCUGGCAGACCAGCUGCAGGCAGAGGCAGAGCUGUUCGCAGAGGCAGAGGAGCUGCGGGCCAGGCUGGCCAGUCGAAAGCAGGAGCUGGAGGAGGUUCUGGGCGAGCUGGAGAGUCGUCUGGAGGAGGAGGAGGAGCGGGGCGUUCAGCUGGCCAAUGAGAAGAAGAGGAUGCAGCAAAAUAUGCAGGACCUGGAAGAGCAGCUUGAAGAGGAGGAAAGUGCAAGACAGCGCCUCCUGCUGGAGAAAGUGACCUUGGAGACCAAAGCUAAGAGUCUGGAGACCGACUUGCUGACUGCUGUGGAGCAGAGAGACCGGCUCAGCAAGGAGAAGAAAAUGCUGGAGGAGCAUCUGAGUGAAGUGACCGACCAGCUGACGGAGGAAGAAGAAAAGACUAAAAGCUUAAACAAACUCAAGAACAAGCAGGAAGCUGUGAUUGCAGACCUCGAAGAGCGUCUGAAGCGCGAGGAGCAGGGGAGGCUAGAGCAGGAGAAGUGGAAGAGGCGGAUGGAGAGCGAGUCUCUGGAAGCUCAGGAGCAGCUGUCGGAGCUGGGUAUGCUGUCUGCUGAGCUGAGGGGGACGCUGGCUCAAAAGGAGAAGGAGAUCACCACCCUGCAGGGGAGGUUGGAGGAAGAAGGCGCACGGCGAGCUGAGGCUCAGAGAGCUCUGAGGGAGGCGUUGUCCCAAGUGUCCGAGUUAAAGGAAGAAGUGGAAAACGAACGAGGGAUGAGGGAAAGAGCGGAGAAACAAAAGCGAGACCUCGGGGAGGAGCUGGAAGCUCUAAGAACGGAGCUGGAGGACACUCUGGACACCACAGCUGCUCAGCAAGAACUCAGGUCUCGUCGAGAGGCGGAGUUAAGUGAUCUGCAGAGAUGCGUUGAAGAGGAAACCCGCCGGCACGAAGCCCAAGUUUCAGAGCUCAAAGUCAAACACAGCACCGCCUUAGACAACCUGCAGGAGCAGCUGGACAACAGCAAGAGAGCACGCCAGUCGCUUGAAAAGGCCAAAGCCAUGCUGGAGGAGGAGAGAAAUAAUUUGACCUCAGAGAUUAAGGGCCUCCAAGCGGGACGCACUGAGAGCGAGAGGGCCCGGAAGAGAGCCGAAAGUCAGCUGCAGGAGCUCGGCGCCCGCCUGGCCCAGGCUGACCGAGACCGGGAGGACAGAGAGGAGAGGAUGCACAAGCUGCAGACUGAGAUAGAAUCUCUUUCUGGGAAUUUGAGCUCCUCAGACAGCAAAUCACUGCGACUUGCCAAAGAAGUCAGCAACCUGGAGAGUCAGCUUCAUGAUGCAAAGGAGCUCCUCCAGGAUGAAACUCGUCAGAAGAUGGCGCUGGCCUCCAGAGCACGGGCUCUGGAAGAGGAGAAGAAUGGACUGAUGGAAAAACUGGAGGAGGAUGAGGAGCGAGCCAAAGAGAUGAGCCGACAGAUUCAGACUCUCAGCCAGCAGCUGGCUGAGCUUCGUAAGCAGUCAGAGGAGGUGAACACGGCGGUGGAGGCCGGCGAGGAGACGCGCAGGAAACUCCAGAGAGAGCUGGACAGCGCCGUUCAAAAGGAGCGGCAGAAGGAGGAGGAGAAGGAAAGAGUGGAGAGGCAGCGGGAGCGGUUGAGGGAGGAAAUAGAAGACAUGACCAUCGCCCUGCAGAGGGAACGACAGAACUGUGUCGCUCUUGAAAAAAGACAAAAGAAAUUUGACCAGUGUCUGUCGGAAGAGAAGGCCGUGAGCGCCCGUCUUGCAGAAGAGAGGGACAAAGCAGAAGCUGACAGCAGAGAGAAAGAAACCAGAUGUUUGGCUCUAUCCCGAUCACUGCAGGAAGUCCAGGACCAGAGAGAUGACUUGGAAAGGGUGAACAAGCAGCUCCGUCUGGAAAUGGAACAACUCGUGAACCAGCAGGACGACGUGGGCAAAAAUGUCCAUGAGCUUGAGCGAACCAGGAGGGCCCUAGAAGCAGAAGCCCAGAACCUGCGAGUGCAGACGCAGGAGCUGGAGGAGGAGCUGUCGGAGGCAGAGAACUCCAGACUGCGGCUGGAGGUCACCCUGCAGGCCCUCAAGGCCCAGUUUGAAAGAGAAAUCAGCACCAGUGAGGAGAAGGGGGAGGAGAAGAGGAGGGCCCUCAGCAAACAGGUUAAAGAGCUGGAGAUCCAGCUGGAAGAGGAGAGAACUCAAAGGUCUCAGGCUGUGUUGUCCAAGAAGCAGCUGGAGGCCGAGCUGCAGGAAGCAGAGGCCCACGUGGAGGCCUCCACCCGCAGCAAAGACGAAGCUCUGAAGCAACUACGCAGGCUGCAGGGUCAAAUGAAAGAAGUUCUGCGUGAGCUGGACGAGAGCAAGUUGUCUCGUGAGGAAGUCGCGGCACAAUCGAAAGACAGCGAGAAGAAAAUCCAAACGCUGGAAGCCGAGGUGGUGCACCUCACGGAGGAGCUGUCUGUGUCGGAGAGGCAGAGGAGACAGGCUCAGCAGGAGAGGGACGACUUGGCUGACGAGAUGGUCAACAGCAGCUCCGGAAAGAACGCCUUGUUUGAAGAGAAACGGAGGCUAGAAUCUCGAGUCAGUCAACUGGAGGAGGAGCUGGAGGAGGAGCAGAGUAACUUGGAACUGUUGACGGAGAGACAAAGGAAGAUGGCUCUGCAGGUGGAGACUCUGACUGUGCAGCUGCAGGGCGAGAGGACGCUGACCCAGAAGGCGGAGUCGGCCCGGGAGCUGCUGGAGAAGCAGAACAAGGAGCUGAAGACCCGACUGGGCGAGCUUGAAGGAGCAGUGAGGGGCAAACACAAGCUCAGUGUCGCCGCCCUGGAGGCUAAGAUUGAAUCGAUGGAGGAGCAGCUGGAACAGGAGAGACAAGAACGAGCCAUUGCCAACAAACUGGUGAGGAAGACUGAGAAGAAACUGAAAGAGGUGAUGAUGCAGGCUGAAGAUGAGAGGAGACAUGCAGACCAGUAUAGAGAGCAGCUGGAUAAAUCGAUGUCCCGCCUGAAGCAGCUGAAGCGGCAGCUGGAGGAGGUGGAGGAGGAGCACUCCCGCUCCAACGCUCAGAAGAGGAAGCUGCAGAGAGAGCUGGAGGAGCUCACGGACAGCAGCCAGAUCAUGACGCGGGAGAUCACCUCCCUCCGUACCCAGCUCAGCUUACCUGACUGGAGACCAGAGAAGCGUGUGCCGUUGCCCUUAGGGAUUCGUGGACGCAGGGCGCUGGUCGAUGACCUCUCACUGGAGAACUCGGACUCGGAGGAGCCUCCUGCCUCCCCUACCCCCUCCUCUGGACUCCCACAGACUCCAACUCCGUCGUCGGAGCAGAGCCUGGAAGCACUUCCACCCUACAGCGUCAACAACACGGAGUGAUGGACGGAGCGGCUCAGUCACACACAAACCCAGCCUCGAACACUUAGGGCUGACGGAGCGACGUGCACAUAAACAUACUAGUUUUAGAAAUAACAGCAACUACAACUCAAAAAAUAUCCUCUGCUCUUAAGUAUUAUGCCUCAAAUUUUCUGAAAGGGGUCAAAGAACAUGAACUUACUGUAACGAAUUCUGAAUUCACUCCGGUUUUUAAUAUAGCAAAACUGGAAAAUUUUCUAAAAACAUACAUAUCUAGUGCAUACUUGUCUAUAUCUACAACUUAAACAGAAUGAGCUGCUCUGAAAACCAAUACUAAAAAGUAUUUUCAACCUGAGCCAUGAAAAACCCAAACGUCAGGGUUCAAAACUCCUAUCAGACAAAAGGGCUGCAGAGAGGAACGUUACUGCAGGAGGCUUCACGACAAUCUAAAUAACAUCACACAGGAUGGACAAAAAAAUACAUAAAUAACAUUUUAAUUACACAAACAUCACAGAAAGGUGUAUGAAGACUGGAAUGCAAAUGACACUAGUGAUACGAAUGGCUUCAAUGUUGCUACUCAGAAUUAGUAAAGAGCCAACCUGCUGACGCACCAACGAUUGAAGCUGCAUUACUGAUCAAUCUCUUUUUCUAGAAGCAGGUACUGCUCGAUAGUCUCUUUAACUUAGGUCAACAUAUUAAAUUUGUACAAGUUAAGUGAGUUAUGAACUUAAGUUAUUGGUCUCUGCUUGUUUGCUAAAUGACCUCUUUAAAUGAGCAUGAGUUUCUGCCAGAUGCUGAACUGGAACUGAUUGUUGAACCUUUUUUUUUUUUUUUUUGCCAAAGCACCACUUUUCAAAGGGGUUUUUGCAUGGGAGGUUUCUUAGCUUAACCCUAUUGCAGGUGUACAAAAUAAAAAAAUGAAUGAAAAAAAGUACACAAUGAAUGACGGCUAACAUGACAAAAAAAAACACAAAAAGAAUGGUAUUAGUAUGUCUUUUGUCCCAAGAGGAAGUAAAAGAUGUACGUCUUGAACUAAUUAACUUUUUUUAAAAUAUCUGGUACGUUUGUUUUUACUAAAACCAUGUAAAUUACAGAUCAAACAAACCAAAGGGCGGCCGCAUGGAUUACAAAAGGGACAUCAGUUUGUAAAUUGGAAAAUAUUAAGUAGAUGUAGAAGAAAGUAGAUAAAAAAAGUAGAUGCUUGAGGGUUUUUUGUAUUGUUAUCUAUUAAAGAUUUGGAUAACAAUACAAAAAACUCAACCUCUGCUUAAACUUCUGUAGAACAUUAGAAAACCAGACAAAAAAAGAAAGUCAAAUACAGCUGGUAGACAAAAAUUAAAGCUGGUACUGACUAUUUUUUAUUUAGCUAACAGGAAAUAGAAACUGCAGUUUUUUUGUUUUAAAUUUUUGCUAUGAUGUUAUAUUAUUGUCUUCAGCAUCAACAAAACAGGCACUUUGAUUAUGCUAUUGUGAAACCUCGAACAAUAUUGUUUUCUUUUUUAAUUUUUGUUUAGAACACUUUUUUUUAUCCUAAAGAUAAUUUUUUUGAGCGUAUAAGUUGGAGACGGAUAUUUCCAAAACGCUCAAAUUGAGUUGUCUGAACAAAUAGUGCUUUAAGACAUUUUUUUUUGAGAAUUACGCAAUAGUACUGCAGUUAAAUGUGAUGGUAGUUGGUUACAAGAGGCUGCAUAUAUAAUAUGAUGCAGCCAAAACUGAGAAACAACUUAAUAGGUUUUAUCAUAUUUGCUUGUAGAACUUCUUUUUAUUUUUAACUUGCAUUAAAAGGAAAAAUGAUUUCUCGCUAAACGUUUUCCUAAAAAUGCAGCUAGCAUAAACUUGCUGCUUUCGGAGAAAAAGUUGUCACUCGAAACUACUUUUAAACUGUUUCUCUUACUUUUCAGUUUUGUCAUUGAUGAAACAAAGAACUUGUUUACCAAUAAAAUGAGCUGUUGCUUUUUUUUUCUUUAUGGAAACGAGCAUUUCUUUUUCAGGUUAUCAUGCUAAAGCUAGCAUGUUGCUAGCUACAGCUAAUACUUAAACAUUUUCAAGACAAGGGCCCAUAUUCUCAUUUAACUCACUGCAAAUAGCUUUUUUUCAUUUACAAAGAGCAACAUGUCAACUUAUCAUUAGUUUAAUUCAUAGGAAAUAAAUUUAAAGUUGUGCUGAAAUGUUUUUUUCUCCAUUUUUUAAAAUGUUUUCUUGCGCUUCAUGGACAGGAUUCAUGUUUACAGUUACUUGACCACAGUAGUUUUCGGUGAUCAGGGUUACCACUACUGCUCUUCCAUCUGUCUCUGUUUAAUGUAAAAAGUCAACAGUCAUUUGUGUACAUUUGCAAUGUGAUGAUUUGUAACCUGUAAUAAUCGAAGAUCAAACUAUCUAGGUCUGCAAAAACACUCAACAUAUUUACCACCCUGAAGAGUUUUUCAUUUUUAUGUUUUCUAUGUGUAAACAUUUUCUUUUAGAAAUGCAUUUUUUUUUAGGUCAUUGUGUAAAACCAGCACUUUACACAACUUGGAUGAAAGCAGCCACAACAUGGUUUAGCAGGUUAAAUUUUCAUCUCUAGUGGACAACAAAUGACUAAACCAGUAAAAAUCUCAUCUCAAAAUGUUAACAUCUAAAAAAAAUACUUUGUUUGAGCAGACCAGAAUCCCCUGAAGUUCAGUUCUGUUCAUAAGGCCGGUGCUUCUCUGAGGUGUUAUUUGUUUCUCUGUAUUUGUUUAUGGCUACUAUGGAACUUGAAAACUUUUUGGAAAUUUAUUUUAGUGUUUAGACUUUUUUAAUGAUGCUGUGAUUAUAAAACAUCUGCCUGGGGUUAACAUGACUAUAUGCUGUUGGUUUUAA
Molecule: messenger RNA, 9377 nt
Organism: Oryzias melastigma (Indian medaka)
Lineage: Eukaryota; Metazoa; Chordata; Actinopteri; Beloniformes; Adrianichthyidae
Gene: myh14
Product: myosin, heavy chain 14, non-muscle
Exons: 46
Coding region: 375-6560 (2061 amino acids)
Cellular component (GO): myosin complex
Molecular function (GO): actin filament binding; cytoskeletal motor activity; ATP binding
Source: RefSeq, a predicted model, not a curated record